Molecule: messenger RNA, 777 nt
Organism: Phytophthora nicotianae INRA-310
Lineage: Eukaryota; Oomycota; Peronosporomycetes; Peronosporales; Peronosporaceae
Exons: 2
Coding region: 1-777 (258 amino acids)
Source: RefSeq, a predicted model, not a curated record
AUGGUCGCGUUCCUGGUUGCUGACAACUGCAGCAUCAACAAAAGGAUCGCCACGUUGCUCGAUCUGCCACUCGUCAGGUGCGCGAGCCACCGGUAUAACUUGGCGGUAAACCGGUCUCUGGCUCCGUAUGAAGCCGAAUUGGCAGCGGUCAACGACCUCAUGGUGCAGCUUCGUCACUGCAAUAACGCGGCGGAGCUAGCGAAGCACACUGAGCUGAAACCCAUCAAACGGAAUACCAUUCGCUGGUCCUCGACCUUUGAGAUGAUCCAUCGCUACAAGCGAAUCCGUGAUGCUAUUAGGCAGGUUGAAGCUGUUGAGGAGUUUAUCCCCACGGGUGCCACGCACAAGAAAGUUGUCGGGCUCCCGGAGCACCUCAAGAAGCUGGACAGUGUAUGCAAGGUGCUCCAAGAUGACAGGACGGCCAUGGCGGAUGUUCGUGUCCUGUUCGACCCAUUGAUCGACGACUACCUGGUCAUGGCCAGUCACCAACGUUUGAAGGCGCUUUGGUCAAGCGAAAGAAAAGAGGACAGCUACGCGGUCGAAAUUCUCCGAGGGAGCAAGAAGAAGCGCAACGCUGUGGCACAAUCGGUGAGCUACAGCGAGCUUGCGAAGAUGGUGCCUCCAACCUCGAAUACGGUUGAGCGCCUCUUCUCGCAAUGCAAGCUGAUUUUGACGCCCCAGUGUGCGUGUUUGUUGCCUGCCAACUUCGAAAUUCUGGCAUUUCUGCGAGUCAACCGCGACUUGUGGAAUGCAUCAACUCUUGUUGACGUCGAGUAG